Tripterygium wilfordii is the source of this 956-nucleotide messenger RNA. RefSeq lists its product as uncharacterized. Lineage: Eukaryota; Viridiplantae; Streptophyta; Magnoliopsida; Celastrales; Celastraceae. The transcript is spliced from 2 exons. The coding region runs from base 112 to 639 and encodes 175 amino acids. The record is from RefSeq and is a predicted model, not a curated record.
CUCUACAGUUGUUCAGUUAGAAAAAUCCCCAAAAACACACAGAAAUUUCGAAAUUCAAAAGCCCUAACGUCAAUUCCCCUGCAAAAACCUUCCACAAAACCCCCUCUGUGUAUGCUCCGCGACCCAGAUCCGGCGACAAUGACGUCGAAUAACCCAGAUCAGAAGGCCUCAGUCGAUAUUCGGAUCUCCCAGCUCGGACCAGGAAGACCCGAAGCGGAGGCUGAAGAAGAAGAAGAAGAAAAUGAUGAAGAGGACCUGGAGAAGCUGGGAUCUGAUGUCAAGCAUAUGGCGAACAAAAUUCUGGAGUACAGGGCUAAUCUUCCGGAACAACUCAAGUCCACCUUUACUUCGAUUCUCUCUGCCCAGCGGCCCUUUUUGACGGGCAUUGAUUCAGAGGCCGGAACGUCUGGUGGCAACCCGAGAGAUUCAGGACUGGAUAAAGUUGGUAAAAAGGUGGCAGCAGAAGCGGAACAAAAGAACGCUUUGAAAAUAAGUUUGCUGAAGGAUAAAAUUUCAAGUAAUGUCUCUGCUAUGCCCAACCUACUGAAAAGGAUGAACGAUUGUAUCUCUAGGAUUGAAAAACUAGAUUCAUACGAUGGAAUCAUACAUCUUGCAUUUAAGAGGAAAAGGACUAGUUGAAACAGCUAACUCGUGCCCGCUUGAUGUUCACUAUCUGGUGUUAAUACAAUGAGCAAUUAGAGUGUUACCAACUUUUGUUGCUGACUUCUACAAAUUCAGUGGAUCCAUUCAUCCAGCUUUUGAGAGGAAGAGACAUUUGGAGCUAUCUUCCUGGUCAAUUCUGGACGUGGAAGUUACCAUUGUGUUGUAACAUUUAAGUACUGGGAAAGAAUGCCAUUUGAUUUGUAUUAUAACAUGCCUAAAAUUUCUCCAGAAGCAGAGGCUUUACCAAUCUGAUACAUUUUGUAUCUUGGAUAAUAGAAAGAUGUUUUUUUGCA